AUGAGAGGCUUUGCGCUGCGGCUGGUGAGCUCGGGAGGAAUUCUGAAGGGAACGUUCACAGUUUGCACAGAAGAAAUGUCCACAACUACAAGUCCAGCCAUCCCCUCCUCUCAGCUGACAUCGGACCAGCUCACAGUGCUGGCUGCCUCCUUUUCUUCUCUGGUGUUCUUUGUGGUUAUUGUGGUGCUGCUGUCCAUUAUUUACCGCAAGGAUCCUCAGUGCUGCAGGCUGCGCUCCUAUCAGGGGCCACAUGCAGACAUGGACGCUCCUCCUCAGUACUACAGCAGCAGACAGACGCUGGUGGGAUCUCCUUGCCUCGAGCAGACUCACGUCGUCGACGACAGCAACACUCAGCUGUUCUACGUCGGCCUGCCCUCCAGCUACAGCCUCCCCACCCUGGACCCCCCCCUGCCGAGGCUCCCCUCCUACGAGAGCGUCCGAAAGAAGGACCGCCAGAGGCAGAUCCACAUGAUGAUUGCAGACCGCUUUGGCCUCAAUGGACCCAUUGUGACUGAGCCUCCUCCGACGUAUGAAGAGAGCAUCCGUCAGUCUGUGGAGCUGCCGUACGACAUCCUCUCAUCCAGCCUGGACGUCUCCUCGCCUCCGAGUUUCUGCACCAACGCGGAACCCGUCACUCAGACCGACACGGCUCGUCCAGCCGACACCAGCGGCUCCGUUCUACCGGUGUGACGCCGAUCGAGUCCUCAAUCUGUCCGACGAAUGUGAAAGAUUUCAUGCAGACGGAGUGACCAAAUCGCACGCCUUCUGUAUGAGCUGACUCAGAUACCUCAAGGCUGUUUUUACUGAGAAGCGGCUAAUGUUGAUCAUGAGCUGAGGAGCAACCAAAAAGAAGCUGCAUCUCCUCAAAGGAAAGGGCACAUAUGAAUGUUAAAAACUGAACUCUACAAUGAGGAUCAAAAGAGAAACGCUGGAUCUUCCCAAACUUAAGGUGGCUGGUACAUCUUGAAGACUGCACGACUGAAACAAACCAAAAAGGGAACCACUACUGUCUUCGUUGAUUCCAGCGACGUGGAUUGUGUUCUAAUCAUGAAAAUGUGUUUUUCUCUGUUUGUUCCACUGCUUUAUUUUGCUGAUCCUGAGUGAGAAGCCUCACUAUGGUUUUAAAGAGAGCUGUUUGAUUUUGAGCGGCUGUAAAUCGAUUUCUUUACCCUGCUGAAGAGGCGCCUGUGAGAGUAAAACAAAAGGUGCUAAUGAGAGUGCCUUUCACCGAGUUAAAAAAAGACGUUUAUAACAGACACUUUUUUUUCUUUUUUCUUUUUUUUACCACAUUGCUUCAGUUGAUUUAGUGUCUUUUGAGGCAGAUGGACCUCUGUGAAUUUUCGCUUUUUGUUUU
Molecule: messenger RNA, 1354 nt
Organism: Stegastes partitus (bicolor damselfish)
Lineage: Eukaryota; Metazoa; Chordata; Actinopteri; Pomacentridae
Exons: 5
Coding region: 1-690 (229 amino acids)
Source: RefSeq, a predicted model, not a curated record